AUGGCGACACGAGGCUUUGUUUCGUGUCUAUCAAUCGGUUUCUUCAUCGCCAUUAUCUCCGUUUACGUCGUCGCCGGCAAUUAUAAUCACAAAAACCAAUACCCUUUUCUCCGUUCUUCUCCAAAUUCCCUCAUUCCUCGAUCCGACGAAAAAGUCUGGCCUAAAUUGGAGUUCAAUUGGAGAAUUGUGUUGGCAACAGUGAUAGGGUUCUUGGGUUCUGCAUGUGGAACAGUUGGUGGUGUUGGUGGUGGUGGCAUUUUUGUUCCCAUGUUGACUUUGAUUGUUGGUUUUGAUACCAAGUCUGCUGCUGCUCUUUCUAAGUGUAUGAUAAUGGGGGCAUCAGCAUCAUCAGUUUGGUACAAUCUAAGAGUACCACAUCCAUGCAGAGAAGUACCAAUUCUGGAUUAUGAUUUAGCACUUCUGUUUCAACCUAUGCUCAUGCUUGGAAUCACUCUUGGUGUAGCUCUAAGUGUUGUUUUCCCCUAUUGGCUCAUCACUGUUCUCAUCAUUCUCCUCUUCUCAGGGACAUCUUUAAGAUCUUUCUUUAAGGCAAUUGAGAUGUGGAAGGAAGAGACAAUAUUGAAGAAAGAAAUGGAAAGGCCACAGGAGUCGUUCGUCAAUUCUCGAGGGGAAUUGCUGAUUGACACAGAGCCACUGAUUCCUAAAGAGGAGAAGACACCAAUGCAAAUUCUUCGGUUCAACUUACGCUGGAAGAUGCUUACGGCUUUAAUAGUCGUAUGGGCUGCUUUUCUAGCUCUUCAGAUCAUUAAGAAUGGGUUAGUAGCAUGCAGUACAUCUUACUGGGUAGUCACUGUAAUACAGUUCCCUGUAGCACUGGCAGUAUUCACAUAUGAAUGUGUUAAGUUGUACAAGGAAAGCAAGAAGAGGAAAAGCAUGGGGAACACUGAUGCGGUGUGUGAGGCUUCAAUUGAUUGGACCGCUCCUCACCUUACGUUUUGUGCACUUUGUGGGAUCUUGGGUGGCACCGUGGGUGGCCUCUUGGGUUCAGGUGGUGGGUUCAUCCUCGGCCCACUCUUACUCGAGAUUGGUGUCAUACCACAGGUUGCAAGUGCGACAGCUACGUUUGUGAUGAUGUUUUCAUCUUCAUUAUCAGUGGUUGAGUUUUACCUUCUGAACCGAUUCCCAAUUCCUCAUGCUUUAUACCUGAUGUCUGUAUCCAUUUUGGCCGGGUUUUGGGGUCAAUUCUUCAUAAGAAAACUUGUGGCUUUUCUAAAGAGAGCUUCAAUUAUCAUCUUCAUUCUUUCGGGUGUCAUCUUUGCCAGUGCUCUUACAAUGGGGGUUAUCGGGAUCGAUAGAAGCAUCAGAAUGAUACAAAACCAUGAAUUCAUGGGAUUUCUUGACUUUUGUAGCAGUCAGUAG
Molecule: messenger RNA, 1380 nt
Organism: Cynara cardunculus var. scolymus (artichoke)
Lineage: Eukaryota; Viridiplantae; Streptophyta; Magnoliopsida; Asterales; Asteraceae
Product: sulfite exporter TauE/SafE family protein 4-like
Exons: 12
Coding region: 1-1380 (459 amino acids)
Biological process (GO): protein ubiquitination
Cellular component (GO): Cul4A-RING E3 ubiquitin ligase complex; membrane
Source: RefSeq, a predicted model, not a curated record